GAGUGACUUUAUUGUGUCAGAAACGUGUCACUUUGCUUGAAGCUGAUCGGUCAAAUUUUGGUUUGAGAUCUCUAAACCAGAACAUAACCUGCCCCGGAGCAGGUUAGCUGUUGAGCGUGAGUUACUAUGGCGAUGAAUACUACUAAAAGCCAUACCACUUUCAUGGUACCUAAAACCCAGAGUUGGUGCAAACUAAACUGAAACUUACCUGGCUAGCCAGCUAAUCCGGCUUCAUGGUACUGGCCCCAGGACACAAGAGGAACAGGAAUACAAGCUGUAACAAACAUACAAGACUUAAUGAUGAAUGGCUGAGUUAACCAGGCUUUUAUAGGGGGUGAGCUAGCUAGGUUCAUGGGACACAGCUGGAAACAAUCAUGGAUGAUUAGACCAGGCAGUGAUUUAUGGGAAAUGUAUUCUUUGGUACAAUGGAAAAGUCUGGUGUAGAGUGCCCUCUGGUGGUUUUCAAGCAGGAAACCAGUGAGGAGCCGAAGACCACCAGGGUGGAGCUGGCAGAGCUGAAGGCCACCACAACAGAGCAGAUGGGACCGAAGAUUCCCACGGUGGAGCAAAUGACAACCAGGGUGGAGCAGAUGACCCCACAGCAGAGCAGAAGUGACCGAAGACCCCCAAGGCAGAGCAGAAGGCCACUAGGGUGGAGCUGAUGGAACUGAAGACUACUUCAGAGGAGCUGAUGGCACAGGGGACCACCAAGAUGGCCCAGGCUGAGCAAAUGACCACCAUGGAGGAACAGGUGGAACUGUAAUAGAGAGCACAUAGAGGUUAAAAAUGGCCUCUGUGGCCAUAACAGGACAAGCAGAGAGUUCGGGGACAGCCUUUGUGGUUGUUACAUCACGGGCAGACAGUUCAGAGAUGGUCUCCUUAGCUGUGACACGACAGACAGGGUGUUCAGAGAAAGCCACUAUGGCAGUGACAGGACAAGCAGAGAGUUCAGACAAAGAACUUAUGCUGACAAGACGUGAAAGCCAGAAAGUUCCAUUGCAAAAGCAGCGCCCAGCAGCAGCCCUAUGCCUCCGCCAUUUUGGGGUGAAAGCGACUCGGCAGUCCACUAGCUUCUUGCUGUCGCUAUGGCAGAUAUCAGCUGCUUUGUUUACAAAAACAUACAUUAAAGCUGAAAUACAACCUGAAUGAUGACCACAAUAAUGUACAAUCACUAGACUAGUGAUCAUCAAAUCCUUUUAACAGCUUAUUUUACAGACUUUGUGUUUAAGUCUUACCUUUUUUCACAAAACCUUUGCUCGCUAGAAACCAUGUCAGUUUUGGUUGAAAUUAUUUUAAUUUAAAGUGUUAGCAUUAUAAACACUGAAUUAGUACCAACAUAUGAAAUUAAAUUAAUGACAGAAAAAUUAGGAAUGUUGGAUAAUAAAUAUAACAGUAACAUACCAGCUUGACAGUAAACUGUUUUUGCAAGUAUUGUCUUAUAUUAAUGUCCGUUAAAGGAAGACUGUAAACAAAAAACUUAGAAAAUAAUAAAAAAACAACAACACAUAUUUACAGCCACUUUCUCCAACAUUAUUUAAUUAUGAAAGACACAGCAAUGCAUCAUGUUCAUCAUCAUAGUGUGUUCCAGGGGAUUAAAACGUACAAUAUAUAUUUCAGACCGAUGGAGUAAUAGUAAAUAAUAAUAUAGUUAUUGUAAAUGUGUAAAGUUGCAUAAGCUCAUUCUAACUUAGUGUCAUAAAUCAUUAUUAUGGUUUCUAUGGCUAGGACCUGCAGUGCCUAAAAGUAAUUAAGUUUACUACUAGACUAAAAACAGUUAAAGUUAGCUGGUGCAUAAGAUAGUGCUACGUCCCACUUCAAAACACACAAUAUUUUUACACUUUUGUGAAUAAUUACCUGUCAGGGUCUUUGGGAAAAAGAUGAAAGGCAAGAUUUUUGCCUGAAUCACACUGAUUGUUUUUGCAGUGGACUGCCCAACAUUGCGUUCUUUUUUUCCACUUUGACUUCUCUUUCAUUGUUUUUCUGUCUAUUUCUGUGUAUCUGUGCUGUUGUCCAGUUGGAAUUUUCACCCCAAAAUGGCAGCCGCGCUACCGAAGCACCACUUAGUGGCUAUUAACAAAAAAGCAUCAGAGUUUCGCCUCUUGGGCAUCUAUACUCUUUGACUCAGAGAUGGCAUCCAUGGCUGUGACAGGAUAGGCAGAAGGUUCACAGGUGAUCACUGUAUUCAAGACAGGACAGGCAGGAAGCUCAAGGGUUAGCACCAGUACAGGACUGAGCUCUAGGGCUUGAGCGGGCUCUGGAGCGGACUCAUAGACUGGAGUGGGUUCUGGAGCAGAUUAAUGGACUGGAGUGGGUUCUGGAGCAGACUAAUGAACUGGAGUGGGAUCUGCAGAGAACUCAUGAACUGGAGCUAUGAAGCAGAUGCAUGAAUUGGAGUGGGCUCUGAAGCAGAUGAAUGGACUGGAGCGGGUUCUAGAGCGGACUCAUGAAUUGCAGUGGCUAUGGAGCAGACUCAUGAACUGGAGCGGGCUCUGGAGAGGAUGAAUGAACUGGAGUGGGAUGUGAAGAGGACUCAUGAACUGGAGCAGGCUCUGGACUCGUGGGCUAGAGAGACACCUAUGAAUCGCUUUGACAGCUUCAGAUGCGAAGUUCAUGAUGACCGGGAAUACUGAUAUGGCAUCCAUGAUGACUGAAGGACAAGGCUCAGGAGUGGUGGCCAUGUCAUGAACAGGCUCUGGUGUGGGAACCAGAGGACAGGAAGGUGCUGAAAUCACACUAAACAUUAUAACUGUACAGGCUGGACAACGGUGCUUGGUGUGUCCUGAUAUGUGAUGUUAAAAGGGAGAACUAUGUGUUCGGAAAAAUGUGGAUUCAAACUCAGCAGCAUCAAAAGUGCUGUGGUAAAGAUGUCUACAGUCUAGCAAAUGACAAUGUGCUGUGCUGUAAUGGAAUCCUUCAUCGCAAUGUGCCUGAUCAGUCAGAGUGUGUUGGAGGUGUUAUAUAUUCUCAAAACCAGAUCAAGUUGUUAAGUUGUGGCUCAGAAUUCUAUGACCACAAAAAACAACUGUGCUGCUCAGGUCAUCUCUACAACAAAAAUAAUGCAGAAUGCUGUGGAAACCUCCUGCUGGAAUAUAAUAACAAGCAAACUUGCUGUUCCUCCUCAACCCAUGCCAUGCUUUAUGACACCAAACAAGAGCAUUUCUGCUGUGGGCAUUACUACUACAACACGUCCCUGUGGAGCUGCUGUGCUGAACAUCUCAAACCAAUACCAAAGAAUGACAGUUCUCCACCAGAAUACAGACUUAAACAGCUAAUGGAACUGAUUCCUGACAUAUGCCAUAAAACAGUGCUCUUUGGCAAAGUGGAGAGUGUGGUACUUCGGCAAAAAUGGCGUGACAUUGUGUUGAGAGUCAUUGUGGCGGUCAGCGAGAUAUCACAAGGACCUUUGCUCUUUGUGUCCCUGGAUCACUGCAGUUCUCCUGCACUAGAGAACGGCAUGACCUACCUUUGGGAGGAAAACAACAGAAAGUACAAGCCUCUCUCCAUCCCUGUUGACCUAACCUCUGACAUUUACAUGUUCUUUACAGCUUGUGACCUAAAUAUCAUGCAGGCCUUGAGUGUCAAUAUGUGUUCGCACAUGCUUCAUGUUCAGGGUGUAUUUCCAAUGCAAGGAAACCCUUGAAGAGAAACAAUUGUAUCCUUUUUGGCCCCAUCUACAUUUUACCUUUUAUACACAUAACAUUUUACCUUGUGCAUUUUCUUUAUUAAGAAUGUCAGCAAUGACUGAACAUCUGUUGAAUUAUUACUGAUCAGUCACAUGUUUUCCACAUGUUUUCUCCUUCCAAGAAAUGUUAGUUAUAUAAUAAUACAAUUUAAUAAUCACUUGAAUUCUUAUUUAAUAUCACAUACUGUAUUAUUAUAUUCAAUCAACCGCAGGUUUUUUUUUUUUUCUAAUUUAGUUACAGGAUUUACAGUCUGAGUGAAAAGAUGUUUUGUUGGUGCUUAAUCAUUUUCGUCAUUUAAGGGAAGGAAAUGUUUAUUAAAAUUGCUUCAAUCCUAUUUCAUCAUUUAAAAUACAAGUACAUUACAAAUUUUGCAUAUUAGGGCAACCAUACAUUUGUUGUAGUGAUACAUGUGUUAUACCAUUACCUGAAUGAUUAUGCUUAAUAUUGUAUCUUAUGAGAAGAAUACUCAUGCAAUAUAUUUACUUCAUCUGUUAUAUAUCGUGCAGCAGAUAUACCAUAUUGCACCUGCAUGUGAAAGCUAAAACAAAAUUACAUAUAAUUUAAAAGUAAUAUACAAUUACAAAGACAAAUGUAUCAAACAGCUUUAAUAUUUCUUGUUUUGAUUGUUUUCGUAUAUAUGUGUUCCAGUUAGACAUGGAAAUAUGUAACAGGUAUAUUGUCAUGUGUAAAUGUGUAUCAAACCAGUUAUUUCAAAAUAAAUAUUUGUGAGCAUGGUUUGUUGUUGUUGUUGCUUUUCUAAGCAUAAUGUGUAUACAACCUGUAUACAGAAACAUGCUGCUG
Molecule: messenger RNA, 4484 nt
Organism: Onychostoma macrolepis
Lineage: Eukaryota; Metazoa; Chordata; Actinopteri; Cypriniformes; Cyprinidae
Product: galaxin-like
Exons: 3
Coding region: 2822-3640 (272 amino acids)
Source: RefSeq, a predicted model, not a curated record